UGUUAGCCUCUAUCUUCUUAUAUCUCUUUCUCAAUUAUUAAUGUUAUCCACAAUAUUUUUGCAGUAUAAAAGAUCAGAAUAUUAAAUUUCAGAUACACUCCAACGGUAGCAAAUGCAAACAGCCUGACUAUAUAAAACGCAGCAUUUACACAUUUUUAGCAGCAACAGAAGCAAUCCGUCCGCUUUUCUUGAUCUCCGACGACUCAGAUUCUGACACAACAAUGGAAACCGGAAAGAGAAAUAAAGGUGAGCAAAUGAUGAAUGAGAGAGCUUUAAACGCUUUUAAAGCAGCGGAAGCUCUAGGUAUUCAUCGCGAAGAGGUGAAGCCGAUUUUGAAGAAUCUUUUGAGUGUGUUUGACAGGAAUUGGGAGCUUAUUGAAGCUGAUAAUUAUCGAGCACUUAUCGAUGCUUAUUUUGAUUCCAAGGAAAAUAAGGCAACUGAAGGUCAGAAAGUAAGUAGUCUCAUAAGAAAUGAUGAGUCAAGAAAACCUUCCAAGGGAAGCCAUGUUGAAGAGCAACAGGCUCAGACCAAAAUCAAAGCAAAAAAAGUAGAAGGUCAAUCAUCAAUGACUAGUCUCGAACCUGGAAUCAGGGAGAAACAGAAAGGUAUUGUCAACUCCGGAAAAAGAAAGGCACCUAUAGACAUGAUUUCAAUUUCUGAGCAACCAGUUGCUGUAUAUGACUCUUCUCAUCCUCAACGAAAGUAUGUUUUCAGCAACCGUAAUAGCAGAGACACUACAGAGAAAAACACCGUUCAAUUGCCUGAUAUUGCAGAUCUUUCAGGUUCAGCAUCCAAUGAUAAAAAGAACUUGGCUGUUGCAAAAUCAAGCCUGCAGGAAGAAGUGCAAUUAUUGUUAAAGUGUGACUAUGCAGUUACCCAUCCAAAUUUUAAAAUUCCUGAUCUAAGUUCAGUUCAUAAAUUUUUGGAGGCUGAAUACCUGAAAAACGAUCUCAUUACUUCACGAUUUUCAUUGAGGAAUCUGUUGAAUGACUUCUGUAAAGCGUAUUUACAACUUGGAAACUUUUCGGAUUCUGCUAAUGUGGCAAACAAGCAAGAAGAAAAUACGAAAAGGAUUUUUCGUAAAAUAAACGACAUAUCAAAAGGAUCAGAGCCUGUCAGAAUUUCAUUAGUGGAUGAAAUAGGAAAUGAAGUUCUUCCAGAAUUCAAUUACAUGUCAGCAAAUACAAUUUAUCAGAAUGCUUACCUGCAAUUCUCGCUCGCGCGGAUUUCAGACGAAGAUUGUUGUGCAAGCUGUUCAGGAAACUGUAUUUCGUCUCCGAUACCAUGUGCUUGUGCUCGUGAAACUGGCGGCGAGUUUGCUUAUACAAAGCAAGGCCAUUUAAAGGAAGAGUUUUUGACAGCCUGUCACUCUAUGAGACGAAAUGCGAGACCGGAUCAAUUUGUUUUCUGUCAGAAUUGUCCACUGGAGAGAUCUAAGAAUGAGUAUAUGCCUGAGAAAUGUAAAGGCCACUUGGUUAGGAAGUUCAUCAAGGAAUGUUGGAGGAAAUGUGGAUGCAAUAUGAAUUGUGGAAAUCGAGUCGUUCAACGGGGCAUUACAAGCAAUUUGCAGGUAUUCAUGACCGGUAAAGGUAAGGGUUGGGGUCUGAGACCACUUAAGGACCUGCCAAAAGGAAGUUUUGUUUGUGAGUACGUCGGAGAAAUAUUGACUAACAUGGAAUUAUAUGACCGGAAUCUGUUGAGUAACGGCGGUGACCGGCACACAUAUCCGGUUACACUUGAUGCUGACUGGGGAUCAGAAAGAAUUCUAAGUGAUGAACACGCCCUUUGCUUAGAUGCAACUUUUAGUGGAAAUGUUGCAAGGUUUAUCAAUCAUAGAUGUGAAGAUGCAAACGUAAUUGAUAUUCCAGUUGAAGUAGAGACCCCAGAUCGGCACUAUUAUCAUUUUAUGCAGCUUGCUUUUUUUACUACAAGAGAAGUUGGUGCAUUGGAAGAAUUAACUUGGGAUUAUGGGAUUGAUUUCAAUGAUGAAGAUCAUCCAAUUAAAGCAUUUGGAUGUUGUUGUGGAAGUGCUUCAUGUAGAGAUGUGGCUGGGAAGAGGAUGGGGAAAGAACAACAAGCAAAUGACAAAGCACUAAAAUUCCCUAUUGAAAAAAGUAUGAGUCGAAUGAAAGGUAUAUAAGUGAAGAAAAUUAUUACAGUAUAUUAAACUUUUGAAAUGAAUAUGGUGUUCUGCUCAUAGUUGUUGUAGUUUUUGUAAAAAAAUUAUGAAUAUAUUCUCUCUAAUACAUAGCGCCCAAUCUGAUUGGAACAUCAAUUUUGAUGAAUUGGACCAUACAAAGAUGGUAGCCAUCA
Messenger RNA from Mercurialis annua (annual mercury), 2314 nucleotides. Its product is annotated as histone-lysine N-methyltransferase SUVR4-like. The coding region runs from base 222 to 2141 and encodes 639 amino acids. The transcript is spliced from 10 exons. Gene Ontology annotation, cellular component: nucleus. Gene Ontology annotation, molecular function: zinc ion binding; protein binding; histone methyltransferase activity. The record is from RefSeq and is a predicted model, not a curated record. NCBI's taxonomy places the organism in Eukaryota, Viridiplantae, Streptophyta, Magnoliopsida, Malpighiales, Euphorbiaceae.